AUGGGUAUCGAUUACUACGAGACGCUGGAAAUAAACAGAAAGGCAACGGACGCAGAAAUCAAAAAGGCAUAUCGACGUCUUGCGCUGAAGUUUCAUCCGCGCAGUAACAGAGAACCUGGGAGCGCCGAAAGGUUCUGUCAGCUGGGUGAAGCCUACGAGGUUCUGAGCGACCCUCGAAAAAAGGCAACCUAUGACAAGUUUGGCGAGGAGGGUCUAAAAGGUGGGAUCCCACCGGAGUUUGGCAGCGGUGGCGCUUGGUCAUCUAAAUAUGCCUACCAUGGGAAUCCAGACAAAACAUUCAGACAGUUUUUCGGAGGUGACAACCCAUUUGCAGACUUCUUUACAAAUGAUAUACCACUUCAGUUUGGUGGCUUGCAACCAGGAGUGGUGAAGACACAAGAUUCUCCAAUAGAGAGAGACCUUCAUUUGUCCCUGGAUGAUCUCUUCCACGGAUGCACAAAAAAGAUAAAGAUAUCUCGCAGGAUUAUGAAUGAGGAUGGAUACACAUCCAGUAUCAAGGACAAGAUCCUGACUAUAGAUGUAAAUCCUGGAUGGAAAGAGGGCACAAGGAUAAUUUUUCCCAGAGAGGGAGAUCAGGGACCAAACAGCAUCCCUGCUGAUAUUGUGUUAAUAGUGCGACAGAAGAGCCAUCCUCUGUUUGUUAGACAAGACAAUGAUCUGAUCUACAAGGCCCAGAUCUCUCUGGAGAUGGCCUUGACUGGUUUCCCUGUGGCUGUGGAGACACUAGAUGGCAGGCUACUCAGCAUUCCCAUCAAUGACAUUGUGCACCCUACAUACAAAAAAGUGGUGGCUAGAGAGGGAAUGCCACUGUCCCAGGAUCCUUCACAGAGAGGAAACCUCAUCAUUACGUUUGACAUCCAGUUCCCCGAGAAGCUCUCAGCUGAGAAGAAGCAACUGAUCAAACAAGCUCUAAAAUAG
This is a messenger RNA of Toxotes jaculatrix (banded archerfish), 939 nucleotides long. RefSeq names its product DnaJ heat shock protein family (Hsp40) member B13 (gene dnajb13). Gene Ontology annotation, cellular component: cytosol. The transcript is spliced from 8 exons. The record is from RefSeq and is a predicted model, not a curated record. NCBI's taxonomy places the organism in Eukaryota, Metazoa, Chordata, Actinopteri, Toxotidae. Gene Ontology annotation, molecular function: protein-folding chaperone binding. Bases 1 to 939 code for a protein of 312 amino acids.